Molecule: messenger RNA, 1625 nt
Organism: Lotus japonicus
Lineage: Eukaryota; Viridiplantae; Streptophyta; Magnoliopsida; Fabales; Fabaceae
Exons: 7
Coding region: 61-864 (267 amino acids)
Biological process (GO): regulation of exit from mitosis
Cellular component (GO): nucleus
Source: RefSeq, a predicted model, not a curated record
CCCACUGAUUAUCUUGGCGGGUCUUUCGAUUUUGAAUCCAGCAAAGCCGCCGAGCAAACGAUGGUUAUCUCGUCGGAGCCGCCGGAGAUUGAAGCCGCGGAGAUCUACACCGCACCAAACACCUUGGAUGCCUCCGCCAUCUUCCACAUCAUCUACGACGUCGUAGCCUUCGUGCUCUACAUGCACCAGCAAAUCCCCGCCACAUUGCAGGACAUAACCGCUGAAUUCGACGCAAUGCACUCCGAAAUCAAGGAGCUGGAGAUUGCGUUGGGAAGUGAAGUGAAGGCAUCGUUUCGGCGAAAGCAUGUUAGCAAAAUGAGGGAAAUCAAGGUGGGAAUUAAGAGAUUAGAUAAGUUGAUGAAAUCGCUUUUGAAUUUGCAAACUGCAAUCAAAGUGAUGAUUAACGAGAACCCUAACAUAGAGGAAGUCAUUUUGGCUCUCGGAGCUAGCCCGGUUCGGCCGCAGCAUAUUUUUGUCUUGAACUUUCCCCCUGGACUAGCUGUUUCCAAAGUUGAGGAUGAUUUUGCCAGGAGCAAAGUAGCUGAGGGUCUUUCCAGAAAGGCUAUUCGGAGUUUUAUUUCAAAGGGUGCUGGGUCUGUGAUCUAUCCUGGUCCUAUCAAAUUGUUUGUAUUAAUUAAGGCCCCUUGUUCUUUCAACCAGCCUCUGCAUUUUCUGCCUAAACGUGAUUUUAGGUAUAACAGAAAGGUUGUGCCUCUGAAGCUACUGAUUAAGUGCCGAAACCAGGAUCAGGAAGUGGCUAACCAGGAUCAGGAAGUGGCUGCUUCUACUUCAGAAGAUUUGAUCUGGUUUCAGUGCCGGCACGUGAUAAAAGGCCUUGCAAUGAACAUAACCCAAGAAGAAUGAAGUCCUCCACUCCAAAUUAAGACAGGAAGAAUAUGUUGUAUAUAGCUUAUACUUGAAGCUUAUGUUUCCUUGUUUCAUUUUCAUAAUGAUAAUGAUGUGAGCUUGCUAAGCUUGGAGGUCAUUAUUAUUACAACAUUUUAGACCUAGAUCAUGUGGUACCGCAGAUGGUUGGACUAGUAAGAAACCUUAUGCAUUGGUGAAGACAUUACAGAAAGCCAUCAGGAAAAACAGUGUUUGCAGCUUAUUAUUUAAUCCCAGGAGGAGCCAGGAAUGUGGAAGUUGUGGUACGAUGCCAUGUAAUAUCAUGUAAAAAGAUUCCAGAGCCAACUUGUUGAGCUUUGUUUAACCUGGUUGAGAAGAACUUGUCUUAAAGCCCAUCAAACCCUCAUUGGUUUGGAAAGCUAUGUAACUCUCGAGUUACCACCUAGUGAUAACCCUGUGACACCAUAUUUCACUUUGACAUUGGCAUGUGACUAGAAAGAAUACCAAUUUCUAAUCAAGAUAUAGCUUGUACGGGAGAAUCCAUGGUCUCGAAGCCGAGUUCAAUGAAAAAAGAAUUCAAGCAUUGGGUAGUGUCGAUUUGAUAAAGGUUACGGCUUGGCCUUAGAAGGUAUACAAUUCUUCAAACCUAUAGUUUAACAGGUGAAAGAGCUUGAGCAUUAGUUAAUUUCCGAUGUGUGGUUGGCAUGGGAGGUUACACAUCUCAUAAGAGUAACAACACUUUGUACACCAUUUUUCUAUCUAUCUAUUUCUUUUCAUCA